CAUAGGAGGAGGGGAUGUAGCCAAGCUUAACGAAUAAGCUUUACAUCUUUUUGCAUUGCUGCCAAUUCAGAAUUAAAGGCCUACCCAUGAAGAUGCUUCACGCAAGCAAGUAGACAAGGUUAGAGAAUUUAUACACAAUUUAGAAAGAGAGAGAGAGGGGGGAGAGAGAAAGAGAGAGAUUGUUGCUAUAGCAAUGGAGCGCUUUGAGAUAUUGAAGGAUAUUGGGUCUGGGAAUUUUGGGGUUGCAAAACUGGUUAAGGACAAAUGGAGUGGGGAGCUCUAUGCUGUGAAGUUUAUUGAAAGAGGGCUGAAGAUUGAUGAGCAUGUACAGAGGGAGAUUAUGAACCACAGGUCCUUGAAGCAUCCCAAUAUAAUAAGAUUUAAAGAGGUCUUGUUAACACCAACCGACUUGGCCAUUGUCAUGGAAUAUGCAGCUGGAGGAGAACUUUUUGAAAGAAUAUGCACUGCUGGUAGAUUCAGUGAGGACGAGGCAAGGUAUUUCUUUCAACAGCUGAUUUCAGGAGUCAGUUAUUGCCACUCAAUGCAAAUUUGCCACAGAGAUCUUAAAUUGGAGAACACACUUCUAGAUGGAAGCUCAGCACCACGUCUCAAAAUUUGCGAUUUUGGUUAUUCCAAGUCAUCUGUGUUGCAUUCCCAACCCAAAUCAACUGUUGGAACACCGGCCUACAUUGCACCAGAGGUCCUGUCAAGAAAAGAGUAUGAUGGGAAGAUUGCGGAUGUUUGGUCAUGUGGGGUUACUUUGUAUGUGAUGCUUGUGGGUGCUUAUCCCUUUGAAGAUCCAGAAGAUCCAAGAAACUUCAGAAAAACACUCCAGCGGAUUCUUAGUGUCCACUACUCCAUUCCUGACUAUGUACGCGUUUCCAUGGAAUGUAGACAUCUCCUUUCUCGAAUUUUCGUUGCUAACCCCGAAAAGAGAAUAACCAUCCCAGAAAUAAAGCAGCACCCCUGGUUUCUGAAAAAUAUACCAGUAGAAUUCAUGGAAGAAAACAACCUGCAAAGCAGCAAUCAAAACCAUGAACAACAAUCAUCCCAGAGCAUUGAAGAGAUUUUAGCAAUAAUUCAAGAAGCUCGAAAAGCUGCAAACGGUGCCAAAAUUGGCGGGCUUUUACUGGGAAGUAUGGAUCUUGAUGAGAUAGAUGAUGCUGACAUAGAUGACAUAGAGACAAGUGGUGAUUUUGUUUGCGCAUUAUGAGUGUCAAGUUCAUAUCACAUACAGCUUUGCACCUUGCAGCUGCGGGCCAAAUGCCAUUUCCAAAAAGCAGUUGGAGAUAAGGCAUUUUUUCCCUUCUUCUUUUUCAUGUGAUGUUGGGGAAUCAAACUGUCUCUUUUAAAGAGUGAUGGUUAUUUUCCCUUGCUUGGAAGCUUGCUGUCUUAGUCUCUGUGUGAAGUGGCAUUAUUUCCAUUAUAGGGUAUUUAUUGGCUGUUGCUUCUCAUAUUUGUAAUUUGCAAAAUUCUCAUAAUGUUCAGCUUCUUUUUAUAAUCUUA
Messenger RNA from Prunus mume (Japanese apricot), 1506 nucleotides. RefSeq names its product SNF1-related protein kinase 2.7 (gene SNRK2.7). NCBI's taxonomy places the organism in Eukaryota, Viridiplantae, Streptophyta, Magnoliopsida, Rosales, Rosaceae. Gene Ontology annotation, molecular function: ATP binding; protein serine/threonine kinase activity. Gene Ontology annotation, biological process: protein phosphorylation. The record is from RefSeq and is a predicted model, not a curated record.